Phodopus roborovskii (desert hamster) is the source of this 1848-nucleotide messenger RNA. RefSeq names its product N-alpha-acetyltransferase 50, NatE catalytic subunit (gene Naa50). The transcript has 5 exons. The coding region runs from base 322 to 831 and encodes 169 amino acids. Gene Ontology annotation, cellular component: NatA complex. Gene Ontology annotation, molecular function: acyltransferase activity, transferring groups other than amino-acyl groups. Gene Ontology annotation, biological process: mitotic sister chromatid cohesion. The record is from RefSeq and is a predicted model, not a curated record. Lineage: Eukaryota; Metazoa; Chordata; Mammalia; Rodentia; Cricetidae.
GAAAGGUCAUAUCGCGGCGGCGGGGCUGACUGGCGGCAGCUGCGGGCGGGAGCCGAGUGUCCCGUGUGCACGUGCGGCGGAGCGGCGGCCGCAGCUCGGCGGCGGCAGGUCUUCCCGCGUCUCCCCGGAGCUUCGCGGCCCGGCUUGGCUCUCGUGGCCUCCCUGUCCCCCUCGGGCGCCCUUCUGUCAGCCAAGAGGCCGGCGUGUGGGGUCGAGGGGCCUGAGCUCAGGGCGCGGAGAGCUCAGGGCGCGGAGAGCUCCGGGCGGCGAGGACGACGGCGUUGGUGGCGGCUGUAACGACGGCCUCAGCAGGCGGGGAAGAUGAAAGGUAGCCGGAUCGAGCUGGGAGAUGUGACACCACACAAUAUCAAACAAUUGAAGAGACUGAACCAGGUCAUCUUUCCAGUCAGUUAUAAUGAUAAAUUCUACAAGGAUGUGCUAGAGGUUGGCGAGCUAGCAAAACUUGCAUAUUUCAAUGACAUAGCUGUAGGUGCAGUGUGCUGCAGAGUGGAUCAUUCACAGAAUCAAAAGAGACUUUACAUCAUGACGCUAGGAUGCCUUGCGCCUUACCGAAGACUAGGAAUAGGAACUAAAAUGCUAAAUCAUGUCCUAAACAUCUGUGAGAAAGAUGGCACUUUUGACAACAUCUAUCUGCAUGUCCAGAUCAGCAAUGAGUCAGCGAUUGACUUCUACAGGAAGUUUGGCUUUGAGAUUAUUGAGACGAAGAAGAACUACUAUAAGAGGAUAGAGCCUGCAGAUGCUCAUGUGCUUCAGAAAAACCUCAAAGUCCCAUCUGGUCAUAAUGCAGAGACACAAAAGACAGACAACUGAACAAAUUACAAAAGAACUUUCUUGCACUUGCUUGUCGCCAAAUAAAAGAAAGACCCAUUGGUUCCCCUCCCCCUUUUCUUCAGCUUUUCUCCCUUGAUAUUCCUCCUUUCUUUCCUCUUAAAGUUUGUAAUACUUUCAAGGACUCUUUAAAAUGAUCAUGUUUGGAUUGUUUCAGUUCUCUUAUUUUUGUGAGGUGGUUGGGUUGAAAAAAGGAGAAGAUAGAUCUUUAUAGUUUCACAGUUAAGAUGUCCCCUCAAAUUGGGUAUCAGAUGAUUUCAAUUUUUUUUUUUUUAACAUGCUGCUUUCACAUUGAAGGGCAGAGCCUACAAUAUUAUUUCAAAAGAAGCCGCAGCAAUAUCUUUUUCUCUGAUUCAUAGACAAGCUUUGUGUAUUUGUGGUACUUUGAGUUUUAAAGACUAUCUGGGAUGCUAAUCCCUGGCAUUGCCUUCACUUAUCUUUAGUCCUUUGAGAACUCUCAGGAGUUGGACCAUUGUUAUCCUUGGAGAAAAUACUAAGUUUAGGGUUUUAAAGCAGUUUUUCCUCUCUAUUUGCUGAUUGCUGGGGCUGUUUGUGUAGUUAGUAUUAGACUUUGGUCAAAGUAUUUCAGUUAAAUUGUUAUUUAGCUGAUGAGUGGGUUGCUUGUUAGCAGGUGGUUUUUUUUUUGUUUUUUGGUUUGGGUUUUCCUUCCUGCUGUUAAUCUUGUUGCUGGAGGCAUUUUAACUGGUAGAGUAUGAGCUGGUGAAAUUAACUGUUUUAAUAUCCCAGCUAGAGAUAUGGCAUUUAACUGAUCUAAAGAAGAUUGUUAUAAUUGAUAUUUUUUUUUCUUGAUUUUCAGUAAGCCCAAUAAUAGUAUAACCUUAAGUGGAGUUAUAUCCUUGCAAGCCAAUACCCCUAAAUAAAUCCGAAGCAAGUGUUUUCUCUUGGACCUACAAAAUUACAUAAAAAAGCUUAGAUGAACGUGUAACACAUUAAGUGUUAUCUAAUGUCAACUAAUACAGAUUGUUAGAACUGUGGACA